AGUCGGGCCGUUCGGCCCAAAAUGUAGACGAGUCUAAAACGGUGCGUCGUCAGCUGCUACUUCCUCCUAGCGCUGCGGAGUUUAGACAAUUCAGAGUGGUUGGAGGGCAAGGAGAGGGGCGAUCGAUUGACCAUCGACCGAGCGAGAACCGGAAGCAGCGAGGAUCAUAGAAGAUGAUGACGACGACGAGGAGGAUUGGUGGAGUGGUUGGGACGGUAUUCAUUGCGUUCUUGUUCUGCAGCUCUGCGGAGGCGUGGACGGGCGAAAUCCGUGGGAAGGUGGUCUGCGAUGUGUGCGGAGAUUCUUCCAUCGGACCCGAGGAUCAUGUAUUGAAAGGUGCCGAAGUGGCUGUUCUUUGCAUAACAAAGUCAGGUGAGGUUUUCAACUAUCAGGCCUUUACCAACGCCAAAGGCAUUUAUAAAAUUGCUGAGACGAUGCCCGAGAGUGAUCGCUGGGUCUCUUGUCUGGCAAGGCCUAUAAAAAGCUUCAGUGAAGAUUGCACUCGAAGGGGAGAUGCACACUCCGGAAUCAAGUUUUCCUAUAAAUUGCCAUCAGGGAAUUCUCACAAUGUAAAACCGUUUCUGUAUAAGCCUGCUACAGCUCCAAUGUAUUGCUCUGAAUAAUAUUUUCUUGUAUGAGAUUAAGGAUGUGCUACUUAUUCCCGUGCGAGACAAUAAAACAAGAUGUAUGUGAAUUAUAAUUAUCCUUGUAAGAAUUAAGAAAUGAAUGUUCUUAUUUAUAAGCCUGUAACUUCACAAUUUUUAUGGAACUUCACCAUCUGGUUAAACUUUGAUA
This is a messenger RNA of Zingiber officinale, 795 nucleotides long. RefSeq lists its product as uncharacterized. Lineage: Eukaryota; Viridiplantae; Streptophyta; Magnoliopsida; Zingiberales; Zingiberaceae. The coding region runs from base 174 to 623 and encodes 149 amino acids. The record is from RefSeq and is a predicted model, not a curated record. The transcript is spliced from 2 exons.